Molecule: messenger RNA, 1227 nt
Organism: Epithele typhae
Lineage: Eukaryota; Fungi; Basidiomycota; Agaricomycetes; Polyporales; Epitheliaceae
Exons: 5
Coding region: 1-1227 (408 amino acids)
Biological process (GO): DNA replication-dependent chromatin assembly; CENP-A containing chromatin assembly
Cellular component (GO): nucleoplasm
Molecular function (GO): histone binding
Source: RefSeq, a predicted model, not a curated record
AUGACGACGUGGGCGACGGUCGAGCACGCCAAACGCGCCUUCGCGCUCAAGAAAUACGAGCAAGCGGUGGAGCACUACGCGUCCGCCCUGGAGCUCGUCACAAAGAAGCACGGCGAGGACGCGCUCGAGACCGCGGACCUGUACUUCGCGUAUGGAAAGGCAUUGCUGGAGCACGCCAUUUCCCAGGCCGGCGUGCUGGGCAAGCAGGACCCCGACGAGCCGGUGGAGGACGACAAAGACGCGAGCAAUAGUGGCGCGUUUCUGUCGUUCUCGGGCGAUGCUGAGGACGAGGCGGUGGACCUCUUCGGCGCUGCACAGAAGGCUGUCGAGGAGGCCGACGCUGCGGCGGAAGAGGACGAGGAAGACGACGACGACGACGACGACGCAGAGCCCGAGGACGACUUCAACGCCGCGUGGGAGGUCCUCGACCUCGCACGCGCCAUCUUCGAGAAGCAGCCGGACCCGUCCGACGAGCUCAAGCUCAAGCUCGCCGAGGUCUUCAUCACGCUCGGCGACGUCUCGCUCGAGACAGAAAAAUUCGAACAGGCGAUCUCAGACUACGAGGCCGGCCUCGCGCUGAAGGACCCCCUGCUCCCGCUGUCCUCGCGCCAGAUCGCAGAGGCGCACUACAAGCUGAGCAUCGUCCUCGACCUCACCGCGGGCCGCCUCGGGGACUCCAUCGUCCACGCGGAGCGCGCGCUCGACAGCGUCGAGGCGCGGCUCGCGGAGCUGCGCGUCGCGCUCAGCGGCCAGGGUCUCGUCAAGUCCGAGGGCGCGGCGGGUGCCAGCGGCGGCAAGGGCAAGGGCAAAGCGACGGGCGCUCCCUUGGAGGGCGACGACGCGGUCUCGCGCAUGUCGAAGAGCCAGAUGGAGGCGGAGGAGAAGGAGCUCAACGGCUUGCGUGAAGACCUGGCUCUGAAGGUGGAGGAGCUGAAAACGUCACCGAACGAGUCGGCAGCGUCCGCGCCCGAGCUGGCAGCCCAGGCGCUCGACAAGGAGCUCAACGCCCGGUCAUCUGCAGCAGCGCCGAGUGCAGUCAAAACGGAGGUGAACGACCUCACCGGGCUCGUGAAGAAGAAAAAGAAGAACACGGACGCGAACGGCGCCGCGCCCCCGCCCGUUGCAAGCGCUUCAUUGUCCUCGGGGAAGCGGAAAGCAGAAGACGGUGCCGAGAGCGACGCGCACUCGGAGAAGAAGGCGAAAGUGGAGGAGGGGUCGGUAUCAUGA